Messenger RNA from Miscanthus lutarioriparius, 2169 nucleotides. The record is from the annotation of a GenBank genome assembly. Lineage: Eukaryota; Viridiplantae; Streptophyta; Magnoliopsida; Poales; Poaceae.
AUGGGCAGAUCGGGGCUGGGAGGUGGCAGAGCGAAGCGCACCACGGGCUUGGUUGUCGCGAGCUUCUGCCGCUGGGGGCACCCUGGCGCGUGGAGCCUCGAUGCGAGCUCGAAGUACGGCAUGGCCUCAAUGCUCUCGCGGUCUCCAGCCGUAGGAGGAGGCAACGAGGAGGAUGUCGGCAUCGGCUCCGGCAAUGAGAGCAGGGGUGGGCGGCGGGCGCGACUCCAGCAGCGCAAGCCUAGUGUCGUGGAGGCGAGCGAGGGCCCCGGGACGAAGGAAGCUGAGGUGGUUGCCGCCGAAGAAGGCGAGUGGCGGGCGAGUGGGGUACUUCGAGGCAAACGAAGAACAUGCUGUGUUACCUCCAAGAGGUGGAACUCAUAUGAUUCUUUUUCAUGGACUGUAGACGAAAAUGCAUACCUGCAAAAUGCACAGAUCAUGGCAGAGAAGUUACUCCCACAUGGAUAUCAGUAUGCAGUUAUUGAUUUCCUCUGGUACCGGAAAUAUGUUGAAGGUUCAUACACAGAUUCAUAUGGAUUUGACAACAUUGAUGAAUGGGGUCGACCUUUUCCGGACCUUCAAAGAUUUCCAUCAUCUAGAGUCGAUAGAGGGUUCAGUCAAAUUGCCAGUAAGGUUCAUGGAAUGGGCUUGAAAUUUGGCAUCCAUUUGAUGAAAGGGAUAAGUGUGCAGGCUGUUGAUGCAAACACGCCUAUCUUGGACAUUAAGACGGGAAAACCGUAUCUAGAGGAUGGCCGUCAGUGGACAGCACGAGACAUAGGUCUCAGUCACAGAACUUGUGCAUGGAUGACGCAUGGAUUUAUGAGUGUUAAUACGGAUAUUGGAGCUGGACGGGCCUUCUUAAGAUCUCUUUAUCGACAGUAUGCUGAUUGGGGUGCUGAUUUUGUAAAGGUUGAUUGUAUCUUCGGCACAGAUUAUAGCCCAGAAGAAAUCAUCACUAUUUCAGAGCUAUUGCAAGAAAUUGAUCGUCCGAUCAUCCUGUCAAUCUCACCAGGAACUUCAGUUACUACAGCAUUAGCUGAGAAUAUUAGUGAUCAUGUUAACAUGUAUAGGAUAACUGGAGAUGAUUGGGACAACUGGAAGGAUGUGAGCUCACAUUUUGGUGUGUCAAGUUCCUUUGCUGCUGCUAGGAAGAUUGGUGCCACUGGGUUGCGAGGAAGAUCUUGGCCAGACUUAGACAUGCUUCCAUUUGGAUGGCUUACUGAUCCAAGUGUAAAUCAGGGCCCUCACAGGAAAUGUAACCUUACUCUUGAUGAACAGAAAGCACAGAUGGCACUUUGGUCAAUGGCUAAAUCACCUCUCAUGUAUGGAGGAGAUUUAAGGAAUCUUGACGAUAGUACAUUAAACAUAAUUACCAAUCCUGCUUUGUUGAAGAUAAACCACUAUAGUAGAAAUAACAUGGAGUUCCAUUAUGUGUACAGUAAAAGGACUUCAAAUGAAGAACAUUCUGGUCACUUUAGGUCUCAUCCUGUUCACCUUACCAAGAAUGAUGGCAUGUUUGUCAGUCUCACUGCUUGCAACAACGAUGCAGCUAACGGAUGGUAUAUGUUUCCACAAGAUGGGAAACCAGAUCAUAUAUGCAGGAACUAUGAAAUACUGAAUGAUAAAAAUGUCUCAUUUUGCCUGGGAAAAACAAAACGUCUUCUUGCACCGGAUGUCAUUAUCAUGGACAACAAGGAACACCAAUCAAAGUUUCAUAUUUCAGUUACAAACACUGAUGAUACUUGUUUGGAUGCAUCUGCUGGUCGAAGGCAGACUGCCUCAGAGAUCAGGUUUCCUAUGUUCUCUGCAUGCAGGUGGCAUGCAAAACAGAUGUGGGAGUUAAAUUCGAAUGGAAAUCUUGUGAGCAGCUAUUCAGGAUUAUGUGCCACAGUGGAAUCAAGGGACGAAGGAGGUACUAGUGGAGGUCGUGCAUGGGUUGCAACUGGAAGUAAAGGAGAAAUCUAUCUCGCGUUCUUCAACCUCGACUCCGUGAGCAGGAAGAUGACCGUACAAAUAUCAGAUCUUGGAAAGGUUCUCAAAAGAACUUUUUUGAAAGAACACCUAUGUAGGUGCACUGAAGUUUGGAGUGGAAAGAAUUUUGGCCCAGUGAAGGAAGAGAUUUCAGCAGUUGUCAAUUCGCAUGGCUCCAUGGUGUUUGAAAUCAUAUGUUGA